AUGGAUGAUGAGCAAAUCAUUUGUAGAGUAUGUAGAAGUGGACCUACCAUAACUCAGCCAUUAUUUCACCCAUGUAAAUGCUCAGGAAGCAUUCGUUUUGUUCAUCAAGAAUGCUUAUUACAAUGGCUUUCACAUAGCAAGAAAAAAUAUUGUGAAUUAUGUAAAUAUCGAUUUGUAUUUACACCUGUAUAUCGUGAUGAUAUGCCUGAUAAUAUACCUUAUAAAGUGCUUUUAAGACAAUCAAUGCCUCUUAUAAAUUUUGGGUUUAGUCUAUUGUUUCGAACACUCUUGGCUAUCCUUGUUUGGCUAUUUGUUAUACCAGUCUUAUCAUCAUGGAUAUGGAGAUUUUAUUUCUGGAGUGGAAGCAAUGUUGGUUUUAUUUCUGAUUCUUCUCUAGUAGCUAGCAAGAAUGAUACCCAUCAAACAAUUAUCAAAGAAGAAAGCUUUUAUUCUCCAUUCAAGUUCCAUUGGAGAGAACUUUUAUAUGAUUGUAUUCAAGGAUUAAUUAUCACAGUAUGUGUAGUUAUUAUGUUUGUAGCAGCAUACUUAUUUAGAGAAUGGGUUAUACAAAAUACAAGAUCAGCACCAAGGCCUCUUGUAAAUGAAGCUGAACAAAAUACCAUGAAUAGAUUACCUUCAUUAAGGAAUUCAGAACAAGAGAAUCAUGACGAAAAUAGGAAUGAAAUCGUAGUAAGAUUAGAACAAUUAAGAAGGGAUCUUGAAAGACGAAGAGGCGAUCAUGGUGGUAAUAGAGUUGACUAUAGAGAUAUAGAUAUCACCUUAGAUCAUAAUGAAGUAAUAGAAUAUAAUCAUAAUCCUUAUGCUACAUCUGGUUCUACUUUAUCACCUGGUUUAGUAGGCUAUUUUCCACUGAACAGUAACAAUAUAAACACUAGAUCUCGAUUAGAUGAUCGUACGUCAAUGAAUAGUGAUGAAAAUGAUAUCUUUGUGAAUCCACCAAGUGGAGUCCAGUCUCCCUUUAUAAGUUGGAGAGAUUAUCAGCAUCAAAAUACUCCUUCUACUGAAUCUUCUUCUCAAAAUCAAGUCAGUGGAUCUGUAAUUCGUAACGAGGCAUCAUCGAAUCAUACCUGGAGAGCCCCUGAUUCUUCAGUUUCUUCUUCAUUCGUUGAAAGAAAUAGUUAUUUUGCCGAACAAUUUCUUGACGAAACUAUAUUAUUAGAGACAAAUGAAGAAGAGGAAGAAAAUGACCAACAGUUAGAUAAUAUUAGAUUUCCUAACUCUGAAAUACAACAUGGAGUACGUUUAGAAGAUAAUAAUAAUGCUACAAAUAAUAAUAAUGAUAACGACAAUAAUAAUGCUACAAAUAAUAAUAAUGAUAACGUCAAUAAUAAUGCUAACAAUAAUAAUAAUAAUAAUAAUGAUAUGGCAUUUGAUAUUAUGGACGAUAUCGAUGGCAUUUUAGAAGCUAUUGGUCUACGUGGAAAUAUUUUACUAUUACUUAAAAAUGCAAUUUUAAUGUUAUUAAUGAUCAAUCUAUGUUUAUGUAUUGUUGUAUGGAUUCCUUAUAUAACUGGGCGUAUAUUUAUAACAAUACAUCCCCAGAGUAUAUUAGGAAAUACCUAUAUUACAAAGACAGUUCACGUUGUGUUCAAUAAUACAAUCCUACUGAUUUAUACAAAUAUAGUGAAUUUAGUUCAACUAUUUUUACCAACUUCGACUUUAACUGCUGUCAAUAGCAUAAAGGAGAAUGGAUUGAUUUAUUUAUAUUUCAUUUUUAAAUCAAUACACAUCGUAUUACUUGAUCAAACAGGUACUGGACUUGCCUCAUUUUUGUCAGAUACAACGUAUACAAUUGAUUCUUGGGAAGUGAUUAAAGAGAAUAUCUUUUCAAUCUUUACAGUCAUCUCACAACGAUGGUAUCAAUGUUCCUUUUACUUGUCAAGAAAUAAAAAUGCUCGACCUGGUUCGACAAAAGAAAUUCUUCGUCAACAGACAGUAUUCCUUAAAGUUCUCUUUUUCAUCUUACUUGAGCUUCUGCUAUUUCCAACCAUGUGCGGUAUCUUUAUCGAUAUAUCCACUUUACCUCUCUUUACAGAAUGGACGAUUAAAAGCAGAUUUCAUUUUAUGCUUCUAAAUCCUUAUUCUGCUUUAUUCUUACAUUGGUUUAUUGGUACAGGAUUCAUUCUUCAGUUCUCUGUCUUUAUUGCUCUAGUUCGAGAGGGGGUACGUCCGGGUGUACUCUAUUUCAUGCGUGAUUCAAAUGAUCCCGACUUUCAUCCUAUUCAAGAAAUCGUAGAUCAGCCCACAUUUUUAUUAUUAAAAAAGCUAUUUACAAAUGCCAUAGCUUAUUUUAUGCUUAUUUUAGUAGGUAUGGGUCUAUUCACGUUGGUAGUAAGUCGAUAUAGUGGUAUCUGUCCUAUUAUAUGGAAUUUAAAUACCCCUAUUUCUUUAUUACCUAUUGAUCUAUUGGCUGUUCAAUUUUUGUUACCCAUUCUUAUGGAUUAUAUAGCACCAAAAGAAUUAUUUAAAAAGAAUGUAAUUACUUGGUGGCAUAUUGUUUCUCGUUAUUUACGGUUAUCAUCCUAUAUGUUUGGAGGCAGAUAUCCUGAAGAGGAAGGUGUUUAUGUCUAUAAUAAUAGUAUAAUAUGGAUAGUAUCGAACUCUUUCAAAAAAUGGUGGCAUGAUAACAAUUUAGAAACCAGAGAAACACAGGAAAAUGUAGAUCCCUAUUUCUUUAGACGGGAUGGAGAACUUGUACGGGUCCCUGCGCAUGACCAUAUUUAUGACAUUGCUGCGCCUGAAAAUAAUAGACAUCUUUUUGUACCCGUCCAGCCUGUUCAUAGCGAAGAAGGACAGAAUUCUUUUCUCUCUUUUCAAUCUCAAAAUAAUAACAUCGAAACCGAUACGACCAUUGUCUAUAUACCCCCUUAUUUUAAAUGCCGAAUUCUUAUCUUUUUGUUUUUAAUAUGGUUAACUGGAUCUCUUCUUAUCUGUACAAUCUCUGUAGUCUUAUUGAAAUUAGGAAGGAAUUUAUUUGAGAAAUUUCAAACAGGGAAAGAGAACAAGCCAAUACAUGACUUGUAUUCAUUUGCAUUAGGAGCAGUAGUGAUGGUUUUACUAAGUUUAUUAUUAAAUGUUACAAUUCAGAAAUAUCAAACAAUUAAAAGAAAUGAUGAUUGGAAAAGUCUAAAAAAUGACAUAUUCAAAAAGAUAUACAAGAUAAUCAAGUUUAGUUAUUUUCUCUUCAUGUAUGGAUUCUUGAUACCAUUUUUGAUUGGUAUCCUAUUUGAUUUGUAUAUCUCUAUGCCUAUAAAACUAACACAUGAAGAAUCGAUUGACUUGUAUCUAACUCUGGAUUGGGCUAUUGGUAUAACCAUAUUAAGAUUAUUGUAUAGCAUUACUUCUAUUUUCCCUAUCCAAUCACUCAAGGACAAAGCCAUUCAGUUCAAUUGGAAUAAUCUCGAUGAUCUAAAUAUAUAUAAUACGACUUCUGUUAAUUAUCCUGAAAUCAAAAUAUUAAUAUUCCGAUCUGCUUAUCCCAUCUUUUUCUGUGGAGCAUGUUGCAUAGCUAUCCUAGUAUUAAGUAAACGUUUCAUUAAGACAUGGCUUCGUCAUAUACGUGACAGUCUAUAUCUUACAGGAAAACGUUUACAUAAUCUAGAAGAAUUGGUUUCAUCAUGA
This is a messenger RNA of Cokeromyces recurvatus, 3642 nucleotides long. RefSeq lists its product as uncharacterized. Bases 1 to 3642 code for a protein of 1213 amino acids. NCBI's taxonomy places the organism in Eukaryota, Fungi, Mucoromycota, Mucoromycetes, Mucorales, Mucoraceae. The transcript has 12 exons. Gene Ontology annotation, cellular component: endoplasmic reticulum membrane. Gene Ontology annotation, molecular function: zinc ion binding. The record is from RefSeq and is a predicted model, not a curated record.